Fusarium sp. VM40 is the source of this 1479-nucleotide messenger RNA. The record is from the annotation of a GenBank genome assembly. NCBI's taxonomy places the organism in Eukaryota, Fungi, Ascomycota, Sordariomycetes, Hypocreales, Nectriaceae.
AUGUCGCUAUCCGUGGGCAGACCAUGGGGGGUACUCGGGGCCCCCGCACCACUCUCAACACCCCGCGGUGCCUGGAUCAGGCCAUGGAACUGUGUCGUCAUUGAGAUCCAGUACAACCGCUAUAACGGGAGGGUCAUAAAACUCAGCUCAAGCUCCUCUUGCCAGAGCACCCGUCACUGCUACCAACUCAACACCAACCCAUUGACCCACGCCCACGUCGCUACAUCGAUCAUGAAGGUCAUUCUCGCCAUCAACGCUGGCUCCAGCUCGGUCAAGAUCUCCGUUUAUACUGCAGAUAAGGAUACAGAACCUCAGCAAAUUGCAGAAGCAUCGAUUGGUGGCUUGACUGCCCCGCCAGCAGCGCUUGCAUAUACACGUCGUGGUGAGAAAGUGUUCAAGGCCAAGGAGAUAUCUGAAAGCGUUAAGAAUCAGGAGGACGCCUUUGAUCUGCUUCUCAAGACUUUCAUCGACGAUGAAGAACUUAGGGAGAUUGCAUCAAAAAAGGAUAUCGCCAUCGCCAGCCAUCGCAUUGUCCAUGGCGGCGAUUACGACCGGUCUCAGGUAAUCACUCAAGACACAUAUCAUCAUCUUGAAGAACUAAGCGACCUCGCACCACUUCACAACGGUGUUGCUUUAAGUAUCGUCGAUACGUGUAUCAGCGCGCUACCUGACACCGUCAACGUCGCCUGUUUCGACUCUCAAUUUCACACAACCCUACCUCCGCACAUCUUUACCUAUCCUAUUGACCCUAAGAUCGCAAAGAGCAACCGCUUGCGAAAAUACGGAUUUCACGGGAUCAGUUAUGCCUUCAUCACUCGAUCCGUCGCGCAAUAUCUUGAGAAGGAUGCGAGCAGCUUAAACAUCAUCGCUCUGCACCUUGGAAGUGGUGCAAGCGCAUGUGCCAUCAAGGGUGGCAAGAGCUGGGACACGAGUAUGGGGCUUACGCCUUUGGCGGGCCUUCCCGGUGCCACUCGAAGUGGUAGUGUUGAUCCAAGUCUCGUCUUCCAUUAUGCCUCCGAUGUGGGGAAACUGUCUCCUGCAUCCACCAAACACCUUCACAUCUCACGAGCUGAAGAGAUUCUCAACAAGGAGAGUGGUUGGAAGUCCAUGACUGGCACGACAGAUUUCGGUGCUGUUGCCGAUUCAGACGACCCCACUCACCGGCUGGCCUUUGACAUCUUCGUGGAUCGCAUUGCCGGUUUUCUCGGCUCCUACUUUGUAUCCCUCGAGGGCAAGGUCGAUGCUCUGGUCUUCGCUGGUGGCAUUGGUGAGCACAGCGCUAAGCUCAGAUCCGCCGUUGUAGACCGAGUAGCCUGUCUGGGCUUUGCCCUUGACAAAGCUAGCAACCAACAGCCCAUUAAGGAUGUGGUUCAGGAGCUCGGCAGACGGGAUGCUUCGCAUCGCGUGCUGGUCUGCCAGACAGACGAGCAGCUGGAGAUGGCCAGAUUAUGUGCCGAGAAGAAGGAUCUGUGGGAGUGA